GUGUAUGUGAGGCUGAAAGGGAAGGAGGAACAGGGUCUGGGCCGCUGUAAGCUCUGCCGUCAUCUCUAAGAAACGACCAUACCACUGAAUGCUACUGUGUACUUACAAACCACGCUCAUAUUCGUCACGUCAUUUCAUCUUCACCCCCACCUCCAAAUGAGUGCCAGGGUUGACUGGGUUUUGUGGUGAUCCUCGUCUGUACUGAAGAAAGCCUGGCUUGCGCAGAGGUGUUUCCCUGCACAGGGGCUUGGAGAAGCAGAAGUGGCAGUAUCUGAUAUCUUUUACGUCAGAGGCUGCUAACUGGAAGACUUCCCACAUGCCUGUCUUAAAACCCACUUCUAGCUAUUUCUGUUAACUGGCCCUUGCUCUUUAAGUCCUGAAUUUGGUCUGAUUUCCAUUCUCUCGCCACCAUGCCUACCUGCUAUGAUUCUGGAUAAGCUCCAAUCCUCUCUUGGGUUACUUUAUUUGCUCACUCAGGACGGAGGGCUCUGAUCUAGGACCAGCAACUCACACUCUCUCCCCUCACAUCCACAGGCUUGAAAUGAGAUGAGAUGUUCCUCCCUCCCCUUUCAACCAUGGACCUCACACUGUGGCCUUUCUCUUAGAGCCUCUGAGAUUGGUACCCAAGCAAGGCACAAUGUCCCUGCUCCCCAUAAGACUGCCCAGCCCCUAUGGCUCUGAUCGGCUGGUACAGCUAGCAGCCAGGCUCCGGCCAGCACUAUGUGAUACUCUGAUCACCGUAGGGAGCCAGCAGUUCCCCGCCCACAGCCUGGUGCUAGCAGGUGUCAGCCAGCAGCUGGGCCGCAGGGGCCAGUGGGCUCUGGGAGAAGGCAUCAGCCCUUCUACCUUUGCCCAGCUCCUGCACUUUGUGUAUGGGGAGACUGUAGAGCUGCAGCCUGGGGAGCUAAGGCCCCUUGAGGAGGCGGCCAGGGCCUUGGGAGUGCAGUCCCUGGAAGAGGCAUGCUGGAGGGCUCGAGCGGAGAGGGCUAAAGAGCCAGAUGCAGUCCUGAAGAAACAUCAGGAGGAGCCAGAGAAACCCUCAAGGAAUCCUGAGAGAGAACUGGGGGACCCUGGAGAGAAGCAGAAACCAGAGCAGGUUUCUAGAACUGGUGGGAGAGAACAGGAGAUGUUGCACAAGCACUCGCCACCAAGAGGCAGCCCCGAGAUGGCAGGAGCAACACAGGAGGCUCAGCGGGAACAGACCAGGUCAAAGGAGAAACGCCUCCAAGACCCUGUUGGCCAAAGGGGAGCAGAUGGGAAGAAUGGAGCGCUCAUGUGGUUGAGGGAGAAUCCGGGGGGCUCUGAGGAAAGUCUGCGCGAGCUCCCUGGCUCCCUUCCCCCAGCAGGCUCCCUGCAAACCAGCGUCACCCCCAGGCCCUUGUGGGCUGAUGCCCCUUGGUUGGUGGGGGGCCAGCCUGCCCUGUGGAGCAUCCUGCUGAUGCCGCCCGGAUAUGGUAUUCCCUUCUACCAUAGCACUCCCACCACUGGAGCCUGGCAGGAGGUCUGGCGGGACCACAGGAUCCCACUGUCCCUUAAUGCCCCCAAAGGGCUCUGGAGUCAGAACCAGUUGGCCUCCUCCAGCCCCACCCCAGGUUCCCUCCCCAAGGGCCCCGCACAGCUCAGCCCUGGGGAGAUGGAAGAGUCUCAUCAGGGGCACACAGGUGCACUUGCAACCUGUGCGGGUCAUGAGGACAAGGCAGGCUGCCCACCUCGCGCGCACCCUCCCCCGGCCCCUCCUGCUCGGUCUCGGCCCUAUGCGUGCUCUGUCUGUGGAAAGAGGUUUUCACUCAAGCAUCAGAUGGAGACGCACUACCGAGUCCACACAGGAGAGAAGCCCUUCUCCUGUAGCCUUUGUCCUCAGCGCUCCCGGGACUUCUCGGCCAUGACCAAGCAUCUGCGGACUCACGGGGCCGCUCCGUACCGCUGCCCCCUGUGCGGGGCCGGCUGUCCCAGCGUGGCCUCCAUGCAGGCGCACAUGCGCGGUCACUCGCCCAGCCAACUCCCGCCAGGAUGGACCAUCCGCUCCACCUUCCUCUACUCCUCCUCGAGGCCGUCUCGGCCCUCGACCUCUCCCUGUUGUCCUUCUUCCUCCACCACCUGACGGGGUGUCGGUAGCGUCUUAGUCAAGAGUCCAAUUAAAGAACGAAAAGCGGGCCGGCUCGGCUUCUGACCUGGCACCGCUGCUACGGCGGCCUAGCAAAUUCUGCCCCAGAAAGGGCACCGAGUGCCCUCUCCUGGACGAUCGCGGGUCGCAGAAGCCCAGGCCAGCGAGCCCUACUGGGUGAGGACACUGAAGUGUGCAGAAGCGAAGGUUAACAGUAGUGGGGGGGGAUUGUCGAUCUCAUCACCAUAAUAAAGAGUUUCCUGUGCUCUCCCU
Messenger RNA from Mandrillus leucophaeus (drill), 2377 nucleotides. It is a transcript of the gene ZBTB32, whose product is annotated as zinc finger and BTB domain containing 32. The coding region runs from base 638 to 2101 and encodes 487 amino acids. NCBI's taxonomy places the organism in Eukaryota, Metazoa, Chordata, Mammalia, Primates, Cercopithecidae. Gene Ontology annotation, biological process: regulation of transcription by RNA polymerase II. The record is from RefSeq and is a predicted model, not a curated record. Gene Ontology annotation, cellular component: nucleus. The transcript is spliced from 7 exons. Gene Ontology annotation, molecular function: DNA-binding transcription factor activity, RNA polymerase II-specific; RNA polymerase II cis-regulatory region sequence-specific DNA binding; protein binding.